This is a messenger RNA of Pangasianodon hypophthalmus (striped catfish), 3145 nucleotides long. It is a transcript of the gene tgfa, whose product is annotated as transforming growth factor, alpha. The coding region runs from base 319 to 867 and encodes 182 amino acids. The record is from RefSeq and is a predicted model, not a curated record. NCBI's taxonomy places the organism in Eukaryota, Metazoa, Chordata, Actinopteri, Siluriformes, Pangasiidae. The transcript has 7 exons. Gene Ontology annotation, biological process: epidermal growth factor receptor signaling pathway; positive regulation of cell population proliferation; positive regulation of mitotic nuclear division.
CAUGCACGCGCACACACUCUCUCAUAAACGCGCAUACAUGCACACACACAUACUCUCAUAAACGCGCAUACAUGCACGCGCGCACAAAAGUAAUCAAGUGUGUGGAGGAUGCGCCCUGCGUCAAUUGCUUACAAUUGUCUUCAGCGCUGGUAGUCCGGAUCUAGUGGGGCAAGCGUCUGUUGCAUGUAAAGAGUCUAGCAGAGCACUUCAUAAGUUCAUGUUUAAGUAAAUCGACGCGUGGCUUAUUUGAAGGACGCUAAACCACCAUUUAAUACCCACUGACGCCACGGAUCCAAGGGAACACGUUGGAGCCUUAUAAUGAUGUAUCGCUCUUUUUGGGAUACGUUAUUCCUCCUUAGUGGCUAUUUAUUUACAUACAGCCAAGUGCGAGAAAAUGCUACUUCAGCAGCAGCAACAAUGGUGAUGACUCCCACCACUAUAACUGCUACCAACACAACAGCAGUGUCAAGUACUGGUAGAAGCAAGUUCCUAGCAGCAGCAGUCCACUCUCACUUUGCUGACUGUCCUGACUCUCACAGCCAUUUCUGCUUCCACGGCACAUGCCGCUUCCUCAUCCAGGAGGAGACACCAGCGUGUGUGUGCCUCCCAGGCUUCAUAGGUAUGCGUUGUGAGCAUGCAGACCUGCUGGCAGUGGUGGCAACCAACCAGAGCCAGCAGACACUGGCCACCAUAUUGAUGCUGGGCAUAUUGGGCAGUGUCCUGCUUGUGCUGCUUUGCACCAUAAUAAACUUGUGGUGGAAGCGGGGCAGAUGUAGGCGAGGACCUCUGCUUUCCUGUUUGUCAAAAAAACCAAAGGGCAUCGUAAAGAGUGGGACGUCCUGCUGUCACUCAGAGACAGCAGUUUGAAAUGAGUCCAGUGUAGUGCUGUUGGUGUACCUAUGUUCUCCAUUCUGCCACCUGAAAUCCCAAGGAUUAUCCCUGGAUUAAGCUACUGACUCAUGUCAGCAUGCUGAGAACCAAACCAGAUGUGGAAUUCAGAACUUACAUACUCAGUGGAAGUAAACUUAGCCUUUCAGUUUUUAUUUUUUUGUGGAAUGUAAAACUAAAAUGAUGGAAGACGGUUUAUUUCCAAUUUACGGUAACUUCCCAACACAGAUAUUGAUCUCCUGGACUUUCAUACUAUUGUGUUGGAACAGAUUACAGGAGUGAAGAUCCAGUCAGACUUAAGAUCCUGUGAGGAAAAGCUCUGCAGUGAAGGAGUAACGGACUAGUGCUUAAAGCCUGCUCAGCUGGAUAUGAAAAGUAAGAAUGAGAUUCAGAACUCUGAAAAAAAAAUCAUGAAUUAAUGUGCUUAGGGUGCUUGGACAUUCUCGAGACACAGAGAACUAUGUUCAUUUUGACAUGAGAAGUGGACAGCAUGAUAAGAGGAUGAUAAGAGGAAUAUUUUGAUUUUUCAAAUCACAAAAAAGCUUGGAAAAACUAACAAAAUGUUUAUGGCAUGUGACACCAAAAGAGAGAUAGUACUUGUCAAAAGUUUGGAUACACCUACUUGUAGAAAGAUUUUGUUUAAUUUUCCACAUUAGGACUAAAAUAACAAAAAAUCCAAAAAUGUUGAAUUUUACAGGGAACAAAAAUUGCUAAACAAAAAAAAAAAAAAAGAAAAGAAAAUAGUUAUUAACAAGCUUCAUGAGAAAUCUGUGAAGAGUUGGGUUAAUUUCCAAGAGUUCCCAUGUAUGCUGAGCAGUUAUUGGCUGUAGUUUCUAAGUUUUAAAUGAAAACUAUUUAUUUUUGCAUUUGAAACAAAUUUCAAUCAUAUGCCUUUAGAUAUCUUUUAAGAUUAUCAAGACCAGUUACAUGUGUCCAAACUUUUGGUGUGUGGUGUAAUGGAGAUACAGUUUUAAAUGUUUUAGUUAUUCAGGAGUGUCACACGCAGUUAAUUGUUCUAAGAAUGGAAGAAUAAUCUUAGAUAUCUUGGAUCUUAAAUGAUGAUAAUCUUGGAUGAUAAUAAUGGACGAAGAAACAAGGUUUUCAGAGUAUUUUUCAAAUAUAUUAAUAUAUUCAAUAAUGAUAUAUUUACAAAUUAACAGUCAUUGGCAGGCUUCUGAUGAAAACAAUUGGGUCUUGGAAACCAGAGGGUAUUUUAUGCUUAUGUUCUUUAUUAUUAUUGCACUUGAGAUAUUCUUAUUCACAGAUUCCAUUUAAUAACAUAAGUAUGCAUACUUGCCUCACAUACCCUUGAGUUGAGCUUUCUCCUGUUUCAGUUCUUGAUAGUGGAAAGAUCAUUGUUACAAGGUUUUUGACAAUAUUGUAUAACUUCUAAAAUCAGACUCACAACAUGUAUGGUUUUGGCAGAAAUUGCAUUAAUGAUUGAAAGUUUGGGUGUGCACAAGUGUGUUUACACAUAUGCACUAUACACUGUUGCACCGCACUCUUACCCUGAUGGCAAUAGUAAAAUAGACACUGGCUCUUUUCUGGAAAACAAAAUCUGAAACGUGCUAAACAGGCCCAGUCCUUAGUGGGGCCUGAUUUUGAUUAAAGAGUGUUUGUAGAUAUAAUUGUGAUAAAUCCACUAAAUUCACUUCACAAAGCACUAUGUACAUGUUCACUUCUACAUAUAAUCCACACACAUGCUCACACUCAACUAUGUAUACACAUAUAGACAGCCGUGACGGCUUUGUUUCUUAUUUAAAGCUUGUUACUGUUUACUGCAAAUCUAUUCCGAAAAUUUUAGACUCUGAGUUUUAGAAAGUUUUAAACCUUGUUUAACAUUGUGUAUGUUGUCUUAUUGACCCUCAAGCCUUUUGUCAUUGUUCUUAUGUAAAUGUAUGGUGACUAGGUGCAUCCAGAUACUGGUGAAACCUUGAUACUGUUUUAUUCAGUCAUCGGCUUUUGCUGAACCCUAAAACUGCCCAAUGACACAGUAGAUGCAAACAGUCCUGCUUUAUGCACAAGAUGUUCCAAAAUUAGAAAUCAUUAACACGAGUUACAUUACUGUAGUAAUAGUUCACAGUUUUAGGGAAAAUUGAUUGAAUAAGACUUCAUCCAAAGGACCGAGGGAGAGAGUGUUGCUGGCAUUGAGCACUUUAUAUAAAUGAUGUCACUUAAAAAAAACCUGAUUAUUUACUGGAGAAAAAAUUCUAAUCCAAACUGAAAGUAAAGAAAAAAAAAAAGAUGUUAUAUUUAA